Messenger RNA from Gongylonema pulchrum, 348 nucleotides. The record is from the annotation of a GenBank genome assembly. NCBI's taxonomy places the organism in Eukaryota, Metazoa, Nematoda, Chromadorea, Rhabditida, Gongylonematidae.
AUUGCUGUGGGAACGAUUGUGAGCAUUUUGCUGCUGCAUUCAUUGCUCGCCGUUGGUUUCAAGGAGUACUAUUUCGAUAGUGCAGUGCCAUCACGACUUGAAGUGGAGGACAUGCAUCAGCAAAUUCGGAACAUCGAACAUUCCGAGCACCAACUGAAAGUCACUUCUCUGGCAAAGGUAAUUGCAACCCGGCUGCCAGGCGUUGCGGAGAAGUCGGAUGCAAAAGAGGGAAAGCAGCAGCAAGAACGGAACAGAAGUGAAGUUAAGGAGAAUGAUGUUUCGAAGAAAGCCACUGAAGCAGCUGCUAAAGUAUCAGCAAGUCCAGCAAAUGCUUCAAAUAAGGCCUAG